This is a messenger RNA of Schistosoma intercalatum, 3722 nucleotides long. NCBI's taxonomy places the organism in Eukaryota, Metazoa, Platyhelminthes, Trematoda, Strigeidida, Schistosomatidae. The record is from the annotation of a GenBank genome assembly.
AUUGUUUUGUGUUCCUUUAAAUUGCUUGACAUGUCCUUGGGAUUUUCGUCUUCACUUGGUCAGUCAACCAAUGUGGAGCGGAAGCUAGAGAAUAAUAAAUUGAAAAACUUUGGUUUUCUUGUGCCACACAUAUCUGAGUUUGAGUAUGAAUUACAGGAGCUUUUAGUUGAGAUUGAUAUGCUCAUUGAGAAGAAGAAAUGUGAAUGGGAAAAAGAUCUUAAAGCCCUUGAAAGAAAGCUGUCGAUUAAGGUGUCUGAAAAUGACAGGCUUCAGGGUCUUGUUAACGAAAAAGAAAGGGAUCUACAAGAUGCUUUUAGGCGCCUUGAAAUGGUUGAAUCCAAAGAUCCAAGGAUUUGUUAUGGCAAGCAGAUUGAGGAAUUAAGUCACAAGGUUGACGCAAUGAAAGCUAGUUACAGUAAUCUCCAAAGGAAAUAUCAAAAGCAAUUAGUUGCAGAAAAAAGUGAUUUCUCAAUGCAUCUACGUAAUUUAGAGACUGAAAAUGAAGCUCUGAAAGCCGAAUACGAGAGAUUAAGACAAAAAAAUGAACAGAUUAUUUCAUCACUGAAACAACAGUUGGUUGAUCAAAAAAAUAGUACACUUGAUAUUCAGAAACGAUAUGGUGAAUUGCAAUCUCAAUUUGAAAUAAAAUUACAAGAGGAAACCAAUCAAAAGAAUAAUAUUAAAGAGAUGAAAGAAGAGCAUCAGUUAGCCAUCGACAAACUUAGUAAACAGUUAAAUGAUCAUAAAAAUACAAUUAAGCUUCAGGCCGAAGAAUUAAUGAUUACCAAAGCAUCACUCACAAAUAAAAUCUCGGAGAUUCAUCGCCUUCCUCGUGAAGCUGAAAUGAAAAAGUCAAUUAUCAAUGGUUCUCAGAAAUCUGUAAAACGUCAAGAAAAAACCAUGGCAAAGCGUUUAAACUUGCUGUUACAUCGAAAACACAAUUCAACACCCAAUAUAUCAGUUAAACAUGGACAAACUUCACCUACUGACUUAUCACCACCAUUACAACAGUUACAGCAGGCUCUCAGUGAUCAAGAAGAAAUUACUCAUAAAGUUAAGUACUUGGAAAAUCAACUGAGUGAAGCUAAUAAUACCCUCAUAGAUAAAAUGUUAGAAAUAAGUCGACUUGAAAAUACAUGUCAAGUAGCGUCUGCUACAAUUCGUCGUCUGGUGGAAUCCAAAGCAUAUUCUAAUGGACAAACUAAGUUUCUGGAAACUUCCAUUGAUGAAGCCCGUGAAAGAGUGGGGAAUUUUGAAAGAAAGCUUUCUUUAGUUGAAAAGGAUUUAUCAUCUAAAUUAUCAAAAACAAUAUCUGAAAUAUGUCGACUUAAAAAAUAUGUUUAUCAAAUUCAAGCAUCCAGAUCAUAUGAAAUAAAUCAGACGCCAAGACAUUGUACUUCAGAUGAAGGUGUACAAACAAGCGACUAUUUACUGCCCAAUGAUGGACCAAUCAAAGUAACACCUACUUUAACCUUCAAUGAUACGCAGUCAACAAAUCUCACUUCGUCCAACUCAUUAACAAAUACGGAAGAGUUGAAUAAAAUACCUAAUAAUUAUUGUGCUGAUCUUAAUUCAACACUAUUUAUCAAUCAAUCAAAUAGUAAUAUCCAUCGUAAAACUGUUAACGCUCCAGUAGAUCUAGUCAAUAAGCAAAUUGAAAUGGAAGUCAAUCACUCUCAGGCUCAAAUUAAUCAAGGAAACAAAAACUGUCCGAAUUUCAAACAAGAUUUUCACAGUAACAUCAAUUUACUUGCUAACUCUACGGAUGUUUGUAACGAAUCUAAAAAUUCUGAACAGUCAAUAGAAAUUACACCAAACAAAAUGUUUAAAAAUAAAGAUGGAAAACAAAUUUUCCCACCCGGUGAAUCUGAUGUUGUUGCAUCAUGUAAACCAAUACCAUCGGCACGCUUUAAAUUGUUGUCACCCUCAGUUAAAUUUUUGGAUGAUAAUAAUAAUGAUAUCAAUUCAAACGAAAAUGGAUUAAUUGACUUCUCUGUGGUCUGUGCCCAGUGGCUGUAUCGCAGUUAUAAAACAUAACUUCAAUAGUCUGUGGAACGACAACUUAGUGGUUAACGUACUCAACUGUCAACUACUAAGUCACAAGUAUGAAAUCUGGCUUGACUACCUCACUUUGGCUAGCCAGAUAGUAUCACUAGCCCUAGUAUAAAAAGUGUGGUUCAAAGCGCGGAGUACAUAAACCUGUGUUUGUUUAGAUAAACAUGACUAUGCUGCUGUUUUAGAACCCACACUAUUAACGUUAAAUUCACCAGUUUCUGAAACAUCAAAAUUCGCCAAAAUCAAUGAAACUAUUAUUGAAUCAUUUCCAAAUUCAUGUUUGAAUUAUUCUACUGAUUCAAUUAGAAUUGUCUCCACAUGUGUUCCACACUUCUCUGUUUUCACGCAAGAUAGUACAUUUGUUGAAUCAGAUAUAAAUUUUCAUUGUUAUCAAUCAAUGAAUUUGUCAAAUGAAGAACAGUCAUCAUCAUUUGAAAAGAAGUCAAAUCUUCAUCUACCAUCAUAUUGUUCAACAUUCAUAUCACCAUCAUCAUCAAUAUCAUUAUACCACUCUCAAAUUAAUCAUAAUAGUUUAAAUGAAGAAGAUACAAAUGUUUAUAAUUUAGCUGCACAAUUUUUAGUGGAUGAACAAAAGCAUUCCAUGUUAUUAGAACAAAAAAUUGAUACACAUUUAAAGUGUUUAGAAGAACAUGCUGGACAUUUAAAUGAAUUAUAUUAAAUUUCCAUAUUUUUUAUAUAUAUUUCUUCAUUUAUUUUGAUAUAAUUCAACCUUUUUUUCUUAUCAUGGUUGUGUUUCGAUGUCUACUAAUAACGCUAAGUUUUAGUAGUAUUUCUUGUUAGAAUACAUUUUUGUGAAUGUACAUUAAAACUGUAUUAAAUUAUUUCUUAAAUCUUUUUCUUCUAUGUUCCUAUUCCAUUUAUCAAUCGGAUAAGUAAAGUAAAACUGUUUUCAAGUACAAUUUUUCUUAAUAAAAAAAUAGUAUUCUUUUUUUUUACCAAAUAUGUUAUUCAACUGUGAUAUAUCUAUAUAUCAAUAUUUGACCUCGUUUUAAUAGUUAACAAGACUUAACCUUUUAUGGGAUAAGCGCAUAGAUACAUAUUACAUUCUUUUACCCUUGUUGAUGUUGGGUUGUUUAUAUUGAUUUGUUGUUGUUGUUGUUGUUGCCAUGUAACACAUACAAACACACACGUCUAAACACUAUGUUCAACAAAUAGGCUACCGUACGGAUAAAUGCACAAACCUACACAUUGAUUUAUUAGUAAAUUAACCAGCUUACGCAAACAAUCACAUUAAAUGAUUUUGAAAAUAUAAAUGUUCCUCGACAGGCAAAUGUGUAUUCAUAUUCAUGUUUUAUUAUACUGUGAAAAAUAAUAAUCUCCUACAAUCUUUAGACAUAUUAUGAUGUAUCAUAUAUUCUUUCAAAAAAAAAGAAUAUCCAGAGGAUGAACGACUAGAAUUUUCUUUUUUACACCAUAAUGUCAUAUUUACCUCAACGCUUGUCAACCAUUAUCUCCUCUCUCAUUCUUUCUCUAGGAGAAAUGUUUUUUAUCUCUUUUUUACACUUAAGAUAGCUUAUUUUACACAAUCUUUUGCUGUUUGUCAAGUAGGUUUUUUAUACAGCAAAUUUUAGUGUAACCAAAAUAUUAGUCUUUUUUUCUGUAUUUUCUUUAAUAUGAAACCAGUUAAAAGACAGUUGUGUUCCAUC